Tachysurus vachellii is the source of this 1106-nucleotide messenger RNA. RefSeq names its product major intrinsic protein of lens fiber a (gene mipa). Gene Ontology annotation, cellular component: plasma membrane. The record is from RefSeq and is a predicted model, not a curated record. NCBI's taxonomy places the organism in Eukaryota, Metazoa, Chordata, Actinopteri, Siluriformes, Bagridae. Gene Ontology annotation, biological process: transmembrane transport. The transcript is spliced from 4 exons. The coding region runs from base 37 to 828 and encodes 263 amino acids. Gene Ontology annotation, molecular function: water channel activity.
CCCCUCCAGUGUUUUGGACUCACCUCUACUGCAGCCAUGUGGGAGUUCAGGUCCAUGGCUUUCUGGCGGGCCGUUUUUGCAGAGUUCUAUGGCACAAUGUUCUUUGUCUUCUUUGGUCUUGGUGCUGCUUUGCGCUGGACCAGUGGCGCUUACAAUGUGCUCCACGUGUCCUUCUGCUUUGGGAUGGCGGCUGCGACGUUCAUCCAGUCCAUCGGUCACAUCAGCGGUGGCCACAUCAACCCGGCCGUCACCUUCGCCUACGUGGUCAGCUCCCAGAUGUCCCUGUUCCGUGCUUUCUUCUACAUCUGCGCUCAGUGUUUGGGGGCGCUUUCUGGUGCUGCUGUUCUGUACGGAGUGACGCCAAGUAACAUGAGGGGCAACCUGGCUCUCAACACACUGCAGCCUGGCGUUAGCCUCGGGAUGGCCACAACCAUAGAAGUGUUCCUGACUAUGCAGCUGGUGGUGUGCGUCUUUGCUGUAACCGAUGAUAGGCGAAAUGGCCGUAUGGGCUCUGCUGCUCUAGCCAUUGGCCUCUCUGUGCUCAUGGGCCAUCUGCUUGGGAUAUACUACACUGGUGCUGGAAUGAAUCCUGCCAGGUCCUUUGCACCUGCUGUUCUUUUCAGGAACUUCAUCAACCACUGGGUAUACUGGGUUGGCCCUUUUAUUGGCGGUGCUAUGGGUGCUCUGCUCUACGACUUCAUUCUGUUCCCACGUAUGCGUGGCUUCUCUGAAAGACUCAACAUGCUUAAAGGCAAUCAACCUGCUGAAGCUGAGGGCCAGCAGGACCCACGGGGCGUGCCCAUCGAGCUCAAAACACAAGCUUUAUAAACAGUCAGGAAAGGCUAUCGUUCUCACCCCUUUCUCACCUCAACUCACCGAACGCAUACACGAUUCACUGUGCCCACACUUAUACCCUUUCAAUCCUCCUUGAUCUGCACCCAGAGCCAGGGGGUGUUGAAACAUCUCCCACAUCACCUUCACCUCAACUCUUCAGACUGCACAAACUAGAACGAGGCUUAGUAGAAGACUUUGGUAUGUAGGGAAGCGCUCUGUGGCUACAUCUGCUCAGGACAGGGGCGUCUCUUUGAGUUGUAGUGCACUUCAGU